This is a messenger RNA of Mercenaria mercenaria, 3940 nucleotides long. RefSeq lists its product as uncharacterized. The record is from RefSeq and is a predicted model, not a curated record. The coding region runs from base 916 to 2673 and encodes 585 amino acids. Lineage: Eukaryota; Metazoa; Mollusca; Bivalvia; Venerida; Veneridae. The transcript is spliced from 2 exons.
UUAUUCCGCAAUAACAAUUAUUACCGAGACUUAUUUAAAGCAGUUAUACGGAAGAAAAUAUAUUUGUAACGUGUAAAUAUCCUGUACAAUAAACUGUUUCAAUGUGGACUGUGUUAUGAAAGAGGUUUAAACUAAUACCUAAUACAAAGAUGUGUGUAAAGACAAUUUUAAAGAGAUUGUGCAAACUUUUAUGAAAUACUUUUCAUCAUAUUUUGAAUUGAAUUAAUAAUAUUACGAAAUGGGACACUUAAACGUUUUGGUAAAAUACAAUAAAAGCGAAGAGGAUCUUAAAUUUAUAGCUUAUAAUUGGAUUUAAUUUUGAACAAAAUAACCCGCAAGCAUUGCUUAAGUGAUAUGUUAAGAGAAGGAAGGAGGUGAAAUUAUAAACAGGAAAGGAAAAUUUGAACCUGUUCAGUGUUUAUUCUGUUUUAAAUGAUAUACAUUGAAAACAAAAAAGGAGAAAGAUAUUGAGAGAAAAACUACUACCUUGACAAAUUACCUGGGCAAGCAGCAGGUUAUAUAGAGAACGUAUCAAUGUAUUGACAAAUGUGGAUAUCGCUAUACAUUCUACAGCAGAGAGAAAGUGAACGAUCGUUAGAUGUAAUGUGACUUGUAAAUAAGAAGCAAUGUGAAUCAAGGUGUUAAGAAAAUAUAAGAUGUAGCCAUUCGUGAUUUGAUUUUUAUUGAUAUUGAGAAAGCUAUUGAAGGAAACCAUUUUGAAAAAUUCAGUCACACGUGAGUUAUUGCUGCAAUUAGAUAAGAGAUGGUUGUAAAUAUGUUUGGAUAUAAAUUGUUGUAGCAAAUGGAUAGAAUAGAUAUGAGUGCUGGCGUAUACAUGAAAUAACAGCGGAUGAUUAUAAUUAUCAAGCAUAUUCUAAACAGCUUAAAUGUGCGGAUUACACUGCUUACAUAAAUAUGACAAUCGUAACAGAAAAUAGCACAUUGUCAACUUCAGAAUCAAGUGUUGAAGGCAACGUUCCUGCGGGAAUGAGAUCGUAUGAUUUUGGAGAAAUUCAGGGACAAGGUACAAGUGGUUCCUCUUUCAAUGAAAAUAUUCAUAAAACAGAAACGUAUGUAAGCGAAUUCACUACCAACGGAGGUUUAUUAAAUGUUACCACGUCAGGGUUUGAUAAUAGUACAGAGGAAAGCAAUAGCGAAGUCGAUGAUAUUCAUUCAAGUUUUAAUCUAGCAAUAAUACCCACUGUGGCGGCCUUUCUUUUUAUAGUAAUAAUUUGUAUUAAGUGUUGUAAAUGGUUUCGGCAGUAUGCAAGGGGCGGUAGUAAAGACGAUAAAUUCUAUGCAGUUAUCGUUACUGAUGACGACAAACAAUACGGGCAUAUUGAUAUAACUUCGGAUACAACAUCUACGGCAUGCUACGACACGGUGUCGUCAUAUACUUCAUUUUUGAAACGUAGUGGCAACGAAAGCACAUUAAGCUCUAUAAGAACAUGGCACCAAGACAGCAUCAAAAGCAUGAGUAAUACGACAUCAGCGACUGCAAACACGAAAAAAAGUAUUAAUGGUGAAAUAAAACCAUUAGCCUCCUUGAGUAAAACUAGUACUAAAGUAGAUGAAACAAAUGGAGACUUUAAUGUUAGAAUUUCUUCAACCUCCAGCGCGGAAACUGUCAGUGAGCAGUUGACUGAUUCCCCUGCCAUCAGACGUAAUAAUAGAUUUAGAGUUUCCUUCGUGACAGAAACAAAACCAUCAGCAUCCGAAUAUAGAACUCCUAACGGCAGUAUAAACCACGAGAAAUUCAUACGUUCGAGUUUGAAAAAGUCACCAACAGCAACAUCAUAUGAAACAGCGUCACAAAGCAGCAAAUCGGAAAGAAUUUCGAAACAAGCAAAAAUGAUAGAUGUUGGUACACAGACUAACAAAUCAUUCAGGUACAGUUUACGCAAAUCAAAAGCGCAUGCUAGUGAAAGCGAAAUUGACGAAAGACUUCUUUCUAGACAUAGUACGUACUCUUUGGCAUUGCAGUCCGAUGAGGGUCAACGUAAAGAUAGUGACAGUAAUAUCAUGAGUACAAACAGUGAUAAAAAUAAAUUACCACAUGUAAAUCAUUCCAGCGCUUCACUUGAAAAAGAUAUGAAAAGUUUACAUUCAACGGUAAUUCCUGAAAUCUUAAAAUAUCCAUUCGACACAAAUGUCGAAGUGAUACAACACUGCAAACAAACUAAAGAACCAAAUGAAGAUUUAGAGUUGGAUGACGAUGUGUUCAUAGAGGAAAUGAUAACAGAUUCAACACCACAGUCUUAUAAAAAGCAGCAUCUCAAUUCGAGUAUUUCUUCAGAACCUUAUAAUAGUGCAAAGGAAAAGAGUGAAGAAAAAUUAUUUCAAGGAUUCAAAGUUCAACCUGAAAUAUGUUUUUGCAGUCAUUGCAUGACCAAAAUAUGUAGAAAUACAGUUGAAACUAUCUGUGAUGAAGGGAUUUUGCAAGUUUCUGAUAUUAAUCCUGUGGUCCAAAUAAUGUGUGAAAAUUGCAAAUUGGUGAAUAUGUAUAAACAGAAUGUUUCCUGCAAAACAGAAAAUAACACAACAGACGAAUUUCCUAUACAAACUCGCAGUGAAUUCAUCGAAAUCCACGAAAGACCAUCAAGCACGAUUUCACUGGAGAGCAGCGGGUAUGCCGAACUGUCUUCCAGUGAAAGUUACUCUAGUUUUUCAUGACAGAUAUCAAUAAUAUGCUCAUUCCACGAAUUUGUGACAUACACGAACUAAUAAAUAAUUUGCCUUAUACAUAUACACAGUUACCAGUUUAUUACCUGCAUGAAUGUUAUACUCAAUUUUAUAUUGCAGAUUGUAACACUUAUUUAUUUUCUGACUCAGUUACCCAAGAAAUAAACGGUUUAAUCAAUUUAACAUCCUAUCCAACAUAUCACAUAUCAUCUAUAUUACAUAUCAUCUAUUGAAACUGUAUAUUAAAUUCCAUACGCAUAUAUAGCAUCACGUACGUACAACUGAUACUUAGCAUUAACCUCGCUUUGCAUAAUAAUAAUAAUGAUAACAAUAAUAAUAAUAAUAGCUUCUUUAGUUAUUAAUUGAGCAGAACAUGUGCCGUCGUUACGCUUCAUAUUAUAUCUUAUGGGCAACGUAUAUUUUACAGUUAAACAUCUCGAACGUUCAACUUGUAAUUAUAAACACACGACAUAUAAUCUCAGGCUUAUAAUCUCCAGGCUUAUUUCAUAUUUAUAAUUGUAAUUGUUUGAGCAAGUGUUUUUUAAAAAGAACGCACCAAGAAUGUUUGCAAUGUAUUCUUUUGUAAAAGCAAUAGAUAGGUCUGAUUAGUUAAAUGAGAAGUGUUUAAUGAUUUUUCUUUACCACACGUUUUACUAUUUCUUAAUAUUUUAAACGAUGACCUGGAAUCUAGUUUAGGAACAUAUGAAUGAUAGGACUUUUUCUUCCCUUGUUUGAUUGUUCUGGAAUCUUUAACUCUCAAGAUAUUAACUGAUUGUAGAUUUUCAUCAGUUGGUUAUAUAUUAACAUUUUAGUGGUGGCUCUAUGUUUUCGGACCGUGUUCUUACAAUCAUCAUUAAAUCAUGGUUUAUUUUUAUGACCCCUGCGUUCAGAUGUUUUUUAGAAUGGACUUGUCGCGAAUAUCUGAUAGAAUAACAGAACCUUGACCGACAAGAUCACAAAAGAAAUGUGAAAUUCUGAAAAGCAAAAUCAUUUUUACAUGAAAAUUGAAACUAAUCAGCUCUAUUAAAAUUAAAAUAUGUAUUGUGAUAUGAAGGUUGAUGAAAACAAUUUGAGACAAUAGUUGGAAAAUGUGUUAGUUUCUAAUUAUCGCAAUAAAAUAAUUUUUGUACAUAUUUUAGGCUUGCUGUACUGUUCUAGCCACAACUACAGUAUUAUCAGCAUGCAAUAAGAAAAAUUAUACUGAGUUGGAAAGAAAUUUUGCCAAUGUUAGAACUAACUGAAUAAAAGUAAUUAUACA